ACCUGCGCAGUAGCUGUAGCGGGGGCGGGACGCUCCGUUGGGCUUUUCUCUGAGUUUUUCCUUUACGCGCCGCUUGGGAGGAACAUCUCGUGAGAUGUGGGACUUCUCGCGGGAACUGCAUUCAAAAAGCCCUGGCGCUUACCUGAGAGUUGGCUGAGUGAAUGGGCUGGCGAAUGUGGAGUUAGCGUCCUUAGUGUGGAAUCCCUGAUCUCUCAUUAGGAGCCGCUGGCUGCUGCAGCAGGGAACUGGGGAGAGAGUUGGCUAAAAAAAAAAAAAAAAAGAACAUGGAGUCAGAUAUAAUUGCAAAUCUUCGAUGCAAGCUCAAAGAGGUUGAAGAAGAGCGACUAAAAGCUGCGAAGUACGGUUUACAACUACUAGAGAGUCAAAAUGAAUUACAGAAUCAAUUGGAUAAAUGUCGUAAUGAAAUGAUGACCAUGACCGAGAGUUAUGAACAAGAAAAAUAUACCCUUCAAAGAGAAGUUGAACUCAAGAGUCGAAUGUUAGAAAGUUUGAGCUCUGAAUGUGAAGUUAUUAAACAACAACAAAAAAUACACCUGGAGAAAUUGGAAGAACAACUAAGCAGAAGCCAUGGGCAGGAAGUGAAUGAACUAAAAACUAAGAUAGAAAAACUGAAAGUGGAAUUAGAUGAAGCUAGGCUUAGUGAAAAGCAGCUGAAGCACCAAAUAGAUCAUCAGAAGGAACUCCUCUCUUGUAAAUCAGAGGAACUGCGCGUAAUGUCUGGACGUGUGCAGGAAAGCAUGUCUUCAGAGAUGCUGGCUCUUCAAAUUGAGCUCACAGAAAUGGAGAGUAUGAAGACCACCCUCAAAGAAGAAGUGAAUGAACUACAAUACAGACAAGAACAGCUAGAACUUCUUAUUACUAACCUAAUGCGCCAGGUAGACCGGCUUAAAGAGGAAAAAGAGGAGCGAGAGAAAGAAGCAGUUUCUUACUAUAAUGCUCUAGAGAAAGCUCGUGUAGCAAAUCAAGAUCUUCAGGUGCAGUUGGACCAGGCACUUCAGCAAGCCUUGGAUCCUAAUAGUAAAGGCAACUCUUUGUUUGCAGAGGUAGAAGAUCGAAGGGCAGCAAUGGAACGUCAGCUUAUCAGCAUGAAAGUCAAGUAUCAGUCACUAAAGAAACAAAAUGUAUUUAACAGAGAACAGAUGCAGAGAAUGAAGCUACAAAUCGCCACAUUGCUACAAAUGAAAGGGUCUCAAACUGAAUUUGAGCAGCAGGAACGAUUGCUUGCCAUGUUGGAGCAGAAGAAUGGUGAAAUAAAACAUCUUUUAGGUGAAAUUAGAAAUCUGGAGAAAUUUAAGAAUUUAUAUGAAAGUAUGGAAUCUAAGCCUUCAGUCCACUCUGGUGCUCUGGAAGAUAACACCUAUUAUACAGAUUUACUUCAGAUGAAGCUGGAUAACUUAAACAAAGAAAAUGAAAGCACUAAAGGUGAAUUGUCCAUACAGCGAAUGAAAGCAUUAUUUGAGAGCCAACGGGCUCUGGAUCUUGAGCGAAAACUUUUUGCAAAUGAAAGAUGCCUACAGCUUUCAGAAAGUGAAAAUAUGAAACUGAGAGCUCAACUAGAGGAAUUAAAACUAAAAUAUGAACCUGAAGAGACAGUUGAAGUGCCUGUACUGAAAAAGAGGCGUGAGGUGCUGCCUGUGGAUAUAACCAUUUCUAAGGAUGCAUGUGCCAGCAACAGUGCUGCCGAGGGAGAAGUUUAUCAAUUACUGCCUCAGAAAGAGGAGACACAGUCCUGUCCUAACAGUUCAGAAGAUAACAACUUACAACCGGAAAAAUUAGUUUCUAUAAACACACCAGCAGGCACUCUCUCUCCUCACAAAAAUCUGCCCAUGGCUAUGCAGCUAAAGAAGGAAAAGAAGUGUGUGAGACUCAUAGGAGUUCCAGCUGACUCUGAGGCCUUAAGUGAAAGAAGUGGAAACACCCCUAACUCUCCCAGGUCAGUGUCCUCUUUUCCUCAAGGCAACCAGCAGACCUCUUCAUCUCUCCUGUCUCGCUGCAUGAACUGUGCUGUCUGUUUCUUUAUCUACUUUCUUAGUAUUGCAUGCAGUAUAAUUCCUCAGUUUCAUCUGCCUACUUUCAACCUUUCCAGAACUUCGAGAAAGACUAAAAUGAUUGCAAAGGGAAAGUACUCCUGAAUAAGGGAAUCACAUUAAAAAGUCACACAUUUCUAUUUCAUGAAAGGAAAUAUCACAGUCUAACACAUCUCUGAAUGUUUUAUCAGUUUGAAUAAAUGUACUGUUAUUUUUCUCUUGGUCCAAGCAUGACCAUGAAAGAAAAAUUAACUCACUUUCUCAAAGGGCUUUCCAGUAGUCUAAGAAAUUUCAGCGUUCUAGAUAACGUAGGUGAAUUUUUUAUGUCUUUUGAAAUUGCUAAUCCUAGGCAUUCAGAAAUGGGCUUUGAUACUUAUUUUGACAUUUUUACAUAUCAAAGCUAAUUCAUUUUCAUUGUUUCCAAAACUUGAAAGCCUCUAGUUUCUGCAUAAUUGAGUCUGUGACUAAAAGAAAUAGUGUCAGACAUGUAUGUCUGAAGGAAUUAAUGUCCCAAGGGCUUUGUCCUUUAAAAAAAUAAUCGAAGUCAGAAGGUAAGAGAAAGUGAACGAAAGGGAAAGGUAAGUAGCAGUGGCUAGGCUAGAGUUCUGGAUUUGUACAGCAGGAGAAGUGAAUGUGGAAAUUGGAGAAAGUAAAAGAAAGAUGAAGGAUGUCUGCAUGCAGUGGGAUGGUAGAGGCAUUUAAAACAAAUAUCAGUAGGCAUUCAAAAAGUUAAGCACAUUGAUGUAACAAUAGCUAGCUUGGAUUAUUUCCUAUGAAAUGAGAUCUUGAAGGUGCCACUAGGGCUACAUUAGUCUUAGAGAAUAGAGACAGAUUAAUAAGACAUUUUACUAAUGUACGUUUGAGUAGAAAGAGCAUGACACAGCCUACAUCAUAUAAAAGGGCUUCCUUAUAUGUUUUAUCUGAUUUCUCUCCAAGUCUUCAGUGCUACUAAAUGUAAUAUUCAACAGUAAAAGCACUUCAACAAUGUUAGCUGCUAUUAUUAUUAUAAAGAAGAGUAAUUUAUUACUCCCUCCUUGGAUUUUUAUAUAAUGUUAUAACCUGUGAGUCACAUAAAAUAAAAGCUUGCUAUUCUUAAGGAAAAAGUAACUUCAAAUGAAUAUCUGCCGCAUACACAUGGUUUCAAAGAGUUCUGAAGCAAAUGCAGCAGAUUAUGCCUGUUUAUAUGUGAUGCAUUGUAUAAAUGUGCUGGACCAGUGUAUAUUUCUGGAGGUGGAUUUCUAGAAUUGAUAAGUACCAACUUGCUAUCUGUAUUGCCUUCAUUUCUUUUUCUGCCUUUUACGCUUGAUAAAAAUUACUUAAGCAAAUGUAUGUGGCUAAUUGACUGUAAUUAAUUAGCACGUUGGAAACUUUUUGUCUUGUUAGUUAAACAAAAAAAAUAAAAUACCACAAAACGUUUGUGUGUGUGUGUGUGUGUGUGUGUGUGUGUGUGUGUGUGUCUGUCCAUCUGCUAACUUGUUUCCAACUCUCUGUUUUCUACAUGUUUUACAUAGAUGCACAAUCCUAAGAUAAUUUUGGAACAAUAAAUAUGGCUUUUAUUGGGAACUU
Cebus imitator (Panamanian white-faced capuchin) is the source of this 3614-nucleotide messenger RNA. RefSeq names its product spindle apparatus coiled-coil protein 1 (gene SPDL1). The record is from RefSeq and is a predicted model, not a curated record. Gene Ontology annotation, cellular component: spindle pole; outer kinetochore. Lineage: Eukaryota; Metazoa; Chordata; Mammalia; Primates; Cebidae. The transcript is spliced from 11 exons. The coding region runs from base 285 to 2153 and encodes 622 amino acids. Gene Ontology annotation, biological process: protein localization to kinetochore; mitotic metaphase chromosome alignment; mitotic spindle assembly checkpoint signaling. Gene Ontology annotation, molecular function: kinetochore binding.